This is a messenger RNA of Morone saxatilis (striped sea-bass), 3110 nucleotides long. Its product is annotated as choline transporter-like protein 2. The record is from RefSeq and is a predicted model, not a curated record. Gene Ontology annotation, molecular function: choline transmembrane transporter activity. NCBI's taxonomy places the organism in Eukaryota, Metazoa, Chordata, Actinopteri, Moronidae. Bases 313 to 2433 code for a protein of 706 amino acids. The transcript has 22 exons. Gene Ontology annotation, cellular component: membrane. Gene Ontology annotation, biological process: choline transport; transmembrane transport.
UUUCUGAGACAGAAACAAAGUGGAAAAGCCGACGGAAAGAGGGCUUUUGAAAGUGGGAGGAGACAGGGAGAUGCACAGGUGUGGCCCAGAUUGGAAAGAAGCAGUCGUUUCAGGAUAAACACAGAAGGGAAGUAAGGUGGAGCGCUGCUGGUUGCCCAGGCUCACAGCUAUUCAGGGACAGGUUGGACUGGUUUCCCCUGCUCUCGCUCAUUUAUACCAGCAGAGAGAGAGGAAGAAGUCCACCAGAUAAAGGGGCACAUGUAAAAGGGUUCUCUGUACAUUUCAACAUUUGGCCCAGAAAGGACUUUCAACAUGCCUGAGGAUGGAGAAUAUUUUGGAAAGAAUGGCGAGCCAAGAAAGUAUGACCCGACCUUUAAGGGCCCGAUCCAGAACAGGGGCUGCACAGACAUUGUGUGCUGCAUCCUCUUCAUUCUGGCCAUACUGGGUUAUAUUGCAGUGGGAAUACUCGCCUGGUCCCAGGGCGACCCUAGGAAGGUGAUCUAUCCCACAGACAGCCGAGGGCAGUUCUGUGGGCAGGCUGGCACCCCGCUUGAGAAGAAGCCACUGUUGUUCUACUUCAACAUCAUGAAGUGUGCCAGCCCCAUGGUGCUUCUGGAGUUCCAGUGUCCGACCACACAGAUGUGUGUGGAGAAGUGCCCUGAAAAGUUCAUGACAUUAGUCAAAGCCUACAGCAACAAUAAUGACUUUGACUACUAUAAGCAAUUCUGCAAGGAGGGCGCGACUAAUACUAUGGGAAUACCACAAAUCCUCAAGUUAGGUCUCUGUCCCGCCAUGCUGACCCCCAGCAGGCCCUUUACUCGGAGGUGUUUCCCAGCUUUGGGACAGAAAGGAGGGGUGAUAACUGUGGGAAACAACUCUCAAUUUGACGAUGGAAACGGAAAAAUGAGAGACGCUAAGGACCUUGUGGACGGAGUAAAGAAUGCCACUUUGGUUAUUGAGGCUCGUCAGGUGGUCAUGAAAAUCUUCGAGGAUUACACGCAGUCCUGGUACUGGAUCCUUAUUGGGUUGGUUAUUGCUAUGCUCACCAGCCUGCUCUUCAUUGUCCUCCUGCGCUUCCUGGCAGGGAUCAUGGUCUGGGUCAUGAUCGUCAUGGUGAUACUGGUCAUAGGAUAUGGUAUCUUCCACUGCUACAUGGAGUAUGCUUCCCUGAAAGAAGAACCAGGCGCUAAUGUGACUCUACAGCAACUGGGCUUCCAGACAGACUUCACAGUCUACCUGCAGAUCAGACAGACCUGGCUGGCCUUCAUGAUCAUCCUGGCCAUUGUUGAGGUCAUCAUCAUCCUACUUCUCAUCUUCCUGAGGAAGAGGAUCUGCAUUGCCAUUGCUCUCAUCAAAGAAGCCAGCAGAGCCAUUGGGCAUGUGAUGUCCUCUCUUUUCUACCCACUGUUCACUUUCGUCCUCCUUGCCAUGGUCAUCGCCUACUGGGCAGUUACUGCUGUCUUCUUGUCUACCUCAAAUGAACCCAUCUACAAAGUUUUCAAUGAGACGGAAUGCGAACACUCAAGAGCAACCUGUGAGCCAGCUAACUACACGUCCAGUCUGAUGAAAAAGCAGUGCCCUGACUCCGAGUGCCUUUUUGCCUUCUACGGCGGAGAGACCGUUUACCACAAAUACCUGAUCGGCCUGCAGUUCUACAACGUCUUCCUCUUUUUCUGGUGUGCCAACUUCGUCACGGCUCUGGGACAGAUGACCCUGGCCGGGGCCUUCGCCUCGUACUACUGGGCCUUCGUCAAACCCGAUGACAUGCCUGCCUUCCCAGUGUUUUCUUCCCUUGGGAGAUCUCUCAGGUACCAUACAGGAACUCUGGCUUUCGGCUCCCUCAUCCUCUCAAUCGUUCAGAUCAUCAGAGUUUUGCUGGAGUAUCUGGACCACAAGCUACAAGGAGCCCAAAAUAAGUGUACCAAGUUCCUGUUGUGCUGUCUGAAGUGCUGCUUCUGGUGUCUGGAGAAAUUUAUCAAGUUCCUAAACAGAAAUGCCUACAUUAUGGUGGCGAUUUAUGGCAAAAACUUUUGCACCUCUGCCAGAGAUGCCUUCUUCCUCCUCAUGAGGAACAUGAUCAGGGUGGCUGUCCUGGACAAAGUGACAGAUUUCCUCUUGUUUUUGGGGAAACUGCUCAUUGUUGGGCUCGUGGGGAUCUUUGCCUUUUUCUUCUUCUCUGGGAGAGUGAAGGCCUUUGAGAAUACAGCUCCCAAUCUCCACUACUACUGGGUACCCAUCAUUACUUUGGUGGUUGGCUCCUACCUCAUUGCCCAUGGAUUCUUCAGUGUGUACGCCAUGUGUGUGGACACUCUUUUCCUCUGUUUCUUGGAGGAUCUUGAGAGGAACGAUGGCAGUGCAGAGAGGCCCUACCUGAUGCCUGAGAGCCUCCGCAAAGUCCUGAAUAAGAAGAACAAGACCGAGCCGGCUGAGUAAAGCACCUCCUUUAACAGUGCAAGCCCAAGUGAGGCAAGACUGGGCUGAAGUUGACUGCGGUUUUGCUCAGUGGAAACCGUCUCGGGCAAGAACCUAAGGCCAUCAGUGAACAGGAGCCUGCAGGUGACAAUCAGUAGUGUCAUCCAUUGUGUUUUGUUACUGCCAAAUGUCUCAUUCCCACACCUAUGUCUUAUGAAUCAGACAUUUUAGCUUUGUGGAUUUUAGACAUUUGGAAACUAAUUUCUAUUUUGAAAGCAGUUAAUAUCCAAACACGUUUUUUAGUAUGUUGUACAUUUUUAUUAGAGAUGUAGCUUAUUUUGAGCAUGUUUUUAAUAUUUGAGCGUUUCAUGAAGGUAAUCUUAAAUGUAAUCUAUUAUGCUUUGCGCUUUUAUCCCUGUAGUUUUUUUUUCUUUUUUCUUUUUGAAUGUGUAAUCUGUAUUAUUUGGAUAAAUAUUUAACCUUGUUGUUACCAAAGACAUUACACUGCCACUCAUACAAAGAGGUCUUAUCUGCAUGUAUUGGUCCUGUGGGGCAACUUUAGCAAGCGGUUGGAGAGAAUUAUACAAAAGCAAACUUUAUAUUGUAACUGAUGUAUAGGGUUAUACUUCGGUGCUUAUUUUAUGUCUGUGGAAUUUAAUUGAGAAGGUUUUUGAAAUAAAACAUAGUUUUGUACAUAA